Heterostelium album PN500 is the source of this 2193-nucleotide messenger RNA. RefSeq lists its product as uncharacterized. The transcript has 3 exons. Bases 1 to 2193 code for a protein of 730 amino acids. Lineage: Eukaryota; Evosea; Eumycetozoa; Acytosteliales; Acytosteliaceae. The record is from RefSeq and is a predicted model, not a curated record.
AUGCAGAAUAGAAACACUGGCAAUAGUGGUCAGGUUUUAAACUUUCUUGAAAUCCACCAAGAUGAACAACAAGACUCACCACUUCUAGUGCUUGCCACCAACCUUCCUCCAAACACCCAAAUCUCUGCAUUUGAAAGACAUGUUGCAAAUUUCUCUGGUAUUCAGGCCAGAGAUACCAAGGCCGUUGCACAAGGUUUCGAGUUUGUUGUAGACUCUAAUGCAGACUAUCAAUGUUUGACUGAAGCUCCUAUCACCUAUGCUAAUAUGAUCAUACAUUUCUCAAAGGUUAGAGAAUUAAAGACUGGAUCUUCAAAGCUUAUUUUGAAUGGUCUCCUACCUAAUUCAGAUAUCCAAACGAUUAAAGAUUGUUUUUCCACUACUUACAAUGUAAAUGUUAUCAACAUCACUAGACCGAAUGAAAGCACCGCAGAGGUAACAUUAAGCCAUGAGCACUGUAGUCAUGUACUUCGAUCCAACUCAACUUUCCGUGUAAUGAGAAAGACAGUUUCCAUCUCAGUGGCCAACUCGUUCAACUAUAUCAUUUCGAAGUCUGACGAUAGCCAACCGUUGAAUCCAGACGAUCUCAUCCGAUAUCUCGCUAGCACCAUGGAUGUCAAAGUGUCGUCGGUCAAGACCAACAAUGACAAGAGUGUAGCUUGGCUUAAUGUCGUCAGUGACACCGAGGAGUUCAACGCCAUUCUCCGUGAGGACGGCUAUAGAAUGAUGUUCAAUAACGUCUAUCAUACUAUAUUCCCAGCUUCGAGCCAAACCAUUCUAUUCAGCUCAUCACAUGCUCUCACACAAGAAACUCUUGUUGAAUUCCUCAGCCAGUGUAGUUUCCAAACAAACAACCAUCUCAUCUUCCAUGGUGGUAUGUCUGGUGCCAUUACUCCAGCAUCCGAGGAAAUCAGAAACCAACUACUUCAAUUAAGAUCACUUGAAAGACCAAAUAAUAACAACAACAACAUCAACAAUAACAACAAUAAUAAUAACAACAACAAUAACAAUAAUAAUAAUUCACAACACCAAUCAUCACCACCAAAAACAUCACCAAAUCAAUCAAAUGUAAAUAAUCAAGAAUAUAACGGUUAUCCAAAUUUACCAAAUAUGGAACCAUUUAAUGUAACACCCACCAAACAACCAAUUGUAAAUAAUCAAACAUCAUCAACAACAACACGAGUUCAACAAGAUCAACAUAUGAAUGACAUUGAAGUCGAGGAGUUAAAGUCAGGUUAUGUAACAUUCAGACUUACCGACCAUUGCCCGACUAUUGAUGACUUGCUCAUUGUUUUGAAAAAAGCAAGAAUAGUUCCUUUGUCUCAUCCUGUAGUCUUGGGUCCAGUUGCAAUCGUCGAGCUGGAACAUAGAUUGAUUGAUCCACUCAUUUUCAAAUACAAUGAAUCCGGUCGUGAUUUCUUAAUUGACAUCAAAGGUAAAGUGAUAAGAAUAAAUCAUUUCACAGGUGAUUUACCGGAAUGGGCUGUUUACCUUCUGCCAUUGAAGCCAGUAUCCGAUGCCUCAGAGUUGAGUGCCAUCAGCUAUUUGAAACACGCCAAGUGUGUCCAACAUGGUAACUUUUAUAAAGUGUCUAUGCCGACCUCUGACGAGAAAGAUGUACUUUUGGAUAUUAAAUUGCUCAUUACCGACACCAAUAAGUAUUGGGUGUAUGAAAACCAUCAAACAUGUCAGAUUCGCUCCAACCGUAAAGAAAUCUCCAAAGUUCAAUACGAAUUCUUGAAGAAAAUCAAAUGUGACUUGCAAGAUCUACUAUUGAAAGAUCAAAUUGAUUUCCAAAUAGAAGACGAUUCACAGACAUGCUAUAUGGUCUUUACCUCGCCAAACCCGAUGGAUUCAGGACUGAGAAAGCUGAGCCAGUUCUUGGAUGACAAAUACAAAGCCGAGAAAGAAGAGGUCACAUGUCUAGAAUCAAAGCUCGUUUUGUACGUAGUCAAGGAUAUGUUCAUGGGAAAACAAUCUACCUAUGACGUUUUGAAACUUGGUAAUAGUAUUGGUGAGGAGCAAUUGAGCAUCCAUAUGUAUGGUCCAAUCGCUGAAAUCAACUCGAUCUCUAAGGAAUUGUCCAACUCAUCCUGCCAAUCAUUCGAGUUGAAUUCAGCCAGUCAAACCGUAUUACACAAGGAGAGGCAAUCUCUCAGAAACAACGAGAAGCAACUACAACGCAUUCAAAGUUAA